AUGCUGCAUGAAUCGUCAACCAGAAAGGAGAAAUCUCCUCCUGCUCCCCGGCAUGCGUGUCCUGAGGGCAUCACCAUCGUGACGGCCGCCAUGGACUUGCCGAGCGAGUGGGCGUCGCCUCAAAGGCAAGGGUCACACUAUGCUGCCGGCAUCAGCCAGCUCCUCUCGUUGCGCUGCCCCACCGUCGCCUUGGUAGACUCACAGGUGAAGCAGCAGGUGAUGCUGGAGGAGACCGACGUCCUGCUCACGCCGACUCUAGAGAAACAAGACCUCAGCAACCUCGCCUUCUUCCAUAGAAUGCGCAGCAUGCGAACUGAGACCUGGAAAUCUGAGGGAUGGAAGGUGUUGCCAGAGUCCGCCGAUUACCUGGCGCUUGUGUUGCUCAAAUUCCCACUUGCUUGGCCCGGGCUGCGCGACAACAAGGUCCUCGUGUCCGUCUACCGGGCGAAGCAGAGGUUCUGCUGGGACCCGAGUGUGAGCGAGCUGGGAGGGCUGCCCUGUAAAGAGCUUCCGCAGUUCACGGGCAAGGGCUACAACUCCAGCAUCCCCGCCGAUCAGGGGAUUCUCAGGUGGGAGUCCUCUCCAGAUAUUGGAGAGGAGCAGGAAUGGACGGGGUUGGAGUACAUCACUGCUACACACAUGCGCAUGACAGAGGGCCCGUGCGUCGCUUUAGUAACGGAGAAUUUGACCGCAUCUGAGAGGCGACUGACCGAGCCGACAAUCGCGGACAUGAGGCUCUACUGCACCGACAAGGUCUACGAGACCAGCUGGUUGGCUUACGAGCAAGUCGGGACUGCUAGCAGCUCAUCCAAGACCCCUGCUGGUUCAUCUAGAUGCGUUGAAGGUUCGCAUGGACAUGCAGGAGCAGGCGCUAGAGUUUCUGUUCGAGAGUAUCUGGAAGAUGGUGGGCUCUUGUUAGGUGCUGGUUACAUGCCCGACAGAUACUUCGAUCCUUGCUUGCAGACGACUGUGCGGUGA
Messenger RNA from Guillardia theta CCMP2712, 978 nucleotides. RefSeq lists its product as hypothetical. The record is from RefSeq and is a predicted model, not a curated record. Lineage: Eukaryota; Cryptophyceae; Pyrenomonadales; Geminigeraceae. The coding region runs from base 1 to 978 and encodes 325 amino acids. The transcript has 9 exons.